Molecule: messenger RNA, 531 nt
Organism: Symbiodinium sp. CCMP2456
Lineage: Eukaryota; Dinophyceae; Suessiales; Symbiodiniaceae
Source: the annotation of a GenBank genome assembly
AUGGUCAUUGAUGGCAAGUGCCUAGAACUUGCGCUGGAGCCGCAGAACGAGAAGGACUUCGUGGCCAUCUGUCGCACAUGCACGACCGUGAUUUGCUGUCGGGUGUCUCCCAAGCAGAAGGGUGCAGUCGUCCGUCUCAUCAAGCAGGAGGAGAAGGCCAUCACUCUGGCAAUCGGUGAUGGCGCCAACGACUGCAACAUGAUCAUGAGUGCAGAUGUCGGCAUCGGUAUCCGCGGACUCGAAGGCCUGCAAGCCUUUAAUGUCAGCGACUAUGGCAUCUCUCAGUUUCGUUUCCUUCAGUACAUCCUCUUGGUUCACGGUCGAUGGUGCUACCGAAGGAUAGCCAUCCUCGCGAACUACAUGUUCUACAAGAACUUUGUCUGCGUGCUGCCGCAGUACUUCCUAGGUGCAGUCUCGGGAUUUUCUGGACAGAAGUUGUACAAUGACAUCCUUUAUCAGGGAUACAACGUGUUCUUCACAUUUAUCCCGAUCAUGGUGUUUGCCGUCUUGGACCAAGACGUGCCGAAGAAG